ACAGAAUCCUUCGGAUGUCUCCACAGGCAAUGGUGGCUUGCUAUCCAGGAAAUGGAACAGGUUAUGUCCGCCAUGUGGAUAACCCCAAUGGUGAUGGCCGCUGUAUCACCUGUAUCUACUACCUGAAUAAGAAUUGGGAUGCCAAGUUACAUGGAGGGGUAUUGCGGAUAUUUCCAGAAGGGAAAUCAUUCGUAGCAGAUGUGGAGCCCAUUUUUGACAGACUCCUGUUCUUCUGGUCAGACCGCAGGAACCCACAUGAAGUUCAGCCCUCCUAUGCUACCAGGUACGCUAUGACUGUCUGGUACUUUGAUGCUGAAGAAAGGGCAGAAGCCAAAAAGAAAUUCAGGAAUUUAACUAGGAAAACUGAAGACUGACUGUGGUGUGGAAUCCGCUGGCCUCGUUCAUUUAGUAGUGGUUCCUGAAAUUUUAAGAGUCAAGAGCCAAAGAGUCUGUAAAAUCCCUCCACUGCCUCCACCACUCACAUCCCUGUCUUGUUUUUGGUACUUUAUGUUUUCUUGCCAGGACUGCGUUGACCUUCAGAUACUCUCUUUGUCAGACGAACUCAUUAGCUAACUCUAGAAAUACCUGCCAGCAUCCUUAUUGGCCAGCGGUUUAACUGAUAGAUUUGGGGAUAGGGCUGUUGAGACAAGAGCCCGGGAGCCCAGGAGUGACUCUUAUUUGCACUUUAUAUAUACUUCCUGAUUUGAAAGGAGGAAGCUUGCAAAACACAUUGGUGACAGAUGCCACAAAGAGGCACUCUUGAAAUCUUAGCAGCAAGAAGCAGAGAUACAUAUCAUCUCAACAAUUUCCAGAUGUUAACCUGAGACUGGACAAUUACGACAACCUAAUGACAUUAUUACCUCUAGAAAGAGCUGCUGUCAUCGUGAUCAAUUUAUAAAUGUCCUAUUGUGGACACUCCUUUUUCCUGGCCCUUAACCUGGACUUUCUAAAUCAAUGACUUUCUUGUUGAAGAUGAUACCAUCCUUACUCUAUUUUCACUUCUUACUUGGAGAACCUAAUUAUACAGAGAAUAAAACUGGCCGUGUAGUUUGGGUUGUUUUUCUGGCGUUGAAAUUGGAAAUUAAAUCAAAGGACAGAAAUCUUCCAGGUAAUUCAGCAUUAGCCUCUGCUCACUGUGUGGGCAGAGCAAAGCCUAGCGCUACACAAUACCCAUGUGUGCCAUGAACAGGUCAAGAGGGAAGAUGUGAUUGGAAGCGCAGGUAAUCCCUUUUGUCAGCGUUUCCUUUAAUCGUUCAAGCGACAAAGAACAGUGUGCUGUAUCUCGAAAGAGACUGGAAAUGAAAAGAUCUCAAAGCUGUUAGAGUUCUGCCAGGUUGUCUUCCCCUAGCAGCCUUUCUUUAGCCACCUUGGCCCUUGAGAGCAACUGGUUGGUAGUGCUGCCAGACUUGUGGGGUUUGCUAAGACUGUAGAAGGUUCUGCUGCUUCGGGCCACUUCCUCCAGAACCUAUUUUGGAAAAGUUAUCCAUCCUAGUCUGUGCAUCUACACCCCCCUCCCCGCCCACCCCA
Cricetulus griseus (Chinese hamster) is the source of this 1527-nucleotide messenger RNA. The record is from RefSeq and is a predicted model, not a curated record. Lineage: Eukaryota; Metazoa; Chordata; Mammalia; Rodentia; Cricetidae.